UUUCAGCUCAGAGGGGCACAUGUAAUCAGUUUGAAUCGCGCAAUCGUCCCGAUGGGGUUUCUGCUCCCAGUUAACAAAAUGUACGUCGGCUUGAAGAUUGCUUCCGUUCUGGCGGCUGUUCUCGGUGUGAUCGCUGGGUCACCCUGUCCCAAAAUAUUCACCUAUGAGCAACAUCCCACCGGACAAUACUAUGGCUAUCUUACGAUUCCCAACCUGCGGACUGCUGGCUCGACGGCGCAAUUGGCGGUUCAACUAUCAACAGCAGCAAACCUGGGUUCCCGCUCCGGCAACUUGCAGCCGAUGCGUCCGAUGACCGAAAUAAUGACGCACAUUGCCGAAGGAUAUGAUGCAGAAUUUAUGAUAAAUUUUCCGAGCCAAAAUCCGCUGCCCUAUCUGUUGAGUGUCAGCGUCAAUGGGUUACAAAUUUGUCGUGGCUCCCCUGCUAAGGGAUCUUACGUGACCACCUCUAAUUUGUUUUACACUCUGAAUAUCUGGGUUCCCCCAGGUGUAAGCCAUUCGAUCUCGAACACUGGCAUCGUAAAUGGAGUAGAAGGGCACAGUGUACAGAGAUUUAGCGAAAGCAGCAGGUGGACUGACGAUGGAUUCGGUGGCGUCUACUCGAGUUCGUACAAUGUUACAAGAACAAUCAGUUCUGGACCGCUGAUUGAGAUUAGUGAAGAAGAAACUGACGAGGACUCCUUCCGGAACGUAAGACCAACACCCCGAAGUACCACCAGUGUUCCCCGUCCUGUUCGCCCAACCUCAAGGGUUCGUACGACCGUACCAAACCUCAGGCCUACAAAAGGAACAACAACUACUACAACGCCGACGACGACAACAUCAACAACAGCGAAACCGACUAGAGCUGUCGUCAAACAAUACUCCUGCGGUUUACCAGUGCUGAGCCGACUGCAGCAUAUGUCGAUCGGUGGUACGGACGCCAAGCGAGGCCAUUAUCCGUGGAUGGCUCCGCUAUUCGAUCAGGACGACGUGGAUGAUCCGAAAUUCAUUUGCGGUAGCUCCAUCAUCAACAAGAAGUACCUCAUCACAGCAGCGCACUGUGUGAUGGAUCAAAUGGACGAUUUUCUACCACCGGAACGGAUCCUCGCCAUCCCCGGAAUGCACAACCUGGACGAUUUUAUGGACCCUAACGUUGUGUUUAGUAGCCUGCAAAGCAUCACGGUGAACGACGGCUACGUAUCCGACGAUCUGAACGAUGCGGACGUAGCUCUGCUGCGGCUGAAAAAUGAGCUCAAAUUUACGGACUACAUUAUUCCGGUGUGUGUUUGGAAUCAGGAAAGUGAUCUGGACAAGGUUGUCGGCCUCGAGGGAACAACUGCUGGAUGGGGGUUGACUGAAAAUGGGCAAACGAAAACGCCAACCUCCAUCAAUUCAUUCAUAGUCAGUCGGCAGGACUGCAAUCAAAAUCUAGACCGUGCCUACGCAUACAAUGCCAAAAUAUUCUGCGCCGAUGGUCGUGGAACGGUGCCGUGCCGCGGCGAUUCCGGAAGUGGCAUGGUCAUCAAACGAGGCAAUCAGUUCUUCCUGCGGGGAGUUGUUUCGAAGGGAUUGCUCGACCGGGACACGCUGAAGUGCGAUACGACCAAGCACGCCGUAUACACCGAUAUUGCCAAGUUUCGCCACUGGAUGAAACUUAACAUAGAAAACUGAUCAUGUGUUAUGGCAUUGUAAAUAAUUUAUUUAGACAAAUAGGAAACGUAUCUUGUAGAACAAAAUAAAGUCAUUCAUUGGUGUUGUAGUUUUAUUGGUUA
Molecule: messenger RNA, 1772 nt
Organism: Uranotaenia lowii
Lineage: Eukaryota; Metazoa; Arthropoda; Insecta; Diptera; Culicidae
Product: melanization protease 1-like
Exons: 4
Coding region: 52-1671 (539 amino acids)
Biological process (GO): proteolysis
Molecular function (GO): serine-type endopeptidase activity
Source: RefSeq, a predicted model, not a curated record